AUGUUCAACACUCGACCACGUCCGCUGCUUCAGCUCAAAGGCUGUUCUGCUCCGUGUGUGCUCGCCCCUGGCAGCACUCUCGAUAUCGGACAUGCGAUUGAUGUCGCGAGCAAGCCCAUGCCCGCUCGUCAGCAUCUCGGCGACCGCAGGGCGUCGUCCUUCCACCUCCAUAAGAGCCGAAAGCCACAUAAAAUGGCCUAA
This is a messenger RNA of Penicillium lagena, 201 nucleotides long. RefSeq lists its product as uncharacterized. Lineage: Eukaryota; Fungi; Ascomycota; Eurotiomycetes; Eurotiales; Aspergillaceae. The coding region runs from base 1 to 201 and encodes 66 amino acids. The transcript has a single exon. The record is from RefSeq and is a predicted model, not a curated record.